Messenger RNA from Limulus polyphemus (Atlantic horseshoe crab), 4353 nucleotides. Its product is annotated as double-stranded RNA-binding protein Staufen homolog 2-like. NCBI's taxonomy places the organism in Eukaryota, Metazoa, Arthropoda, Merostomata, Xiphosura, Limulidae. The transcript has 12 exons. Bases 210 to 2618 code for a protein of 802 amino acids. The record is from RefSeq and is a predicted model, not a curated record.
ACUCACUGCUGUAUUGUCGGCGUUCAGGGUACAGGAGAACAUGGACGGUUAUUAACAAAUGCAUUUUCUUUAUUGUUUGCCAUCUUUCAGUGGUCUGUUGUUACUUCACUAAGUCAUUUUGCACCUGCCUGGACUGUUACUGAUUAAAGAUAUCUGUGGUAAAGUGAAGAAAUGUUUGCAAUGUAUAGUAUUUUUGAAAGCACAAUUAAAUGAAUCCCACCAGUGUUACUUCUCUUAUUAAACCUCAGAGUAUUCCUAAAUCAACAGGCAGUGGCAUGAUGCCAGGUGUGACUGUUCACCAUAGUAUCAUAGGAGGGUCUGACUCAAAUACAUUGUCAAUUUCUGGACAUGUGAUCACUCAUGUUAACCCAUUAGUGGGUCCCAUGGGUGAUACCCCUCUCACUAUCCAAGGGUCAGGCUUGCGUUCUGUAAACCCAAAUUUGAAUAAUUUGACUCCAAACAAGCCUACCAAUACUAUCAGCUCUACAGGUCCUGUCCCCAUCAGCACAGCGCCCCCUGCUGGUGGUGGCAGCUCUCAGCCCACCGAAACCAUGGCAAACACCAAAGAGAAGACUCCCAUGUGUCUAGUGAAUGAACUAGCACGCUUUAAUAAGGUCCAACAUCAGUAUCGUCUUAUAGAUCAGUCUGGCCCUGCUCACAAGAAGAAUUUUACUGUUGUACUGAAACUUGAUAAUGAAGAAUAUACAGCUACAGGACCUAGCAUCAAGAAAGCACAACAUGCAGCUGCUGCUGUAGCUUUGGAUAAAACAGCCCUAAAACAUCCACCUCCAAAGUGUCAAAUUAAAAAUCAGGGACCCAUGACUCCCACUGUGGAGUUGAAUGCUCUUGCUAUGAAAAGAGGUGAACCUGCAAUAUACCAGAUAAUUGAACCACCCCGUUCCCCUUUUAUGCCAAACUUUAACUUCCGUGGAAUGUACAAUCAACGUUAUCACUAUCCAAAGGUUCCUCCAACCUGUUAUGUAGCUUUGAAAGUUGGAAACAGUCAGUUCUUUGGAGAAGGAAUAACAGUACAAGCAGCAAGACAUGCAGCAGCUGAAGAGGCUUUAAGAGCAUUAAAAGAAAUACCUUUACCAGAAAAUGUAACCAAGCAUAACGAGGUAACAAAAUCAGAAAAUGAAACUCCAGAGCUUGAUCAAAACAUCGAAAUAAAAUCUCCCAUUAGUUUGGUCCAUGAAGUUGCCUUGAAAAGAGGCUUUUCAGUCAACUUUGAAGUAACUAGAGAAAGUGGCCCACCCCACAUGCGUACCUUUGUCACCCGCUGCACUGUCGGGGAGCUGGUGACAGAAGGAGAGGGAAAUGGGAAAAAAGUAUCAAAGAAAAAAGCAGCAGAGAAAAUGUUGGAAGAACUGCGGUUGUUACCUCCUCUACCUGUCAUGCAGCAGAAAGUUAAAAAAAAGCCAGUCAUUAAAAAGAAAGGACGGAACUUAAUCAAGGAACAAAAGGCAGACCCACAGUAUGGUCAAGGAAUUAAUCCCAUCAGUCGACUUAUUCAGAUUCAACAAGCUAAAAAGGAGAGAGAACCCAUUUAUGCUGUCAUAGCUGAACGUGGUGAGCCCCGUCAGAGAGAAUUUCUUAUGCAGUGUGUAGUUGGUAACUAUACUACAAAAGGAAGUGGUCCUAACAAAAAGACAGCCAAGAGAAAUGCAGCUGAUGCCAUGUUACAGUUGAUGGGGUAUUCUCGCCCACUGCCGGGGAAACCAGCAAUCAAACCUUCAACGGCAAGGAUUGAGGAUGGUCAUAUGUUCCAAAGUCAGGAAAUUGAAAAAAGAAAAGUUACAUUUCUGGAACAUGAUGUUAUCAACGAGAAACUUGACGGUGAAGGGAAGUUAGGAAGACAGCUGGUUCCAGGAUUGUUGCUGAUGCCUGACACCACUGGUCUGACUGGUGAUCAGCCCCCUGGGCAAGGGUAUACUGGCCUGAAUAGAGCACCUGGUGGACCAUUACAACAUCAAGAAGUUGUGAACAAAAUGACUAUUCAGAAAACAUCAGCUAUUGCCAAAGAACUACUUGAUUGUGGAGCUUCACCAACUGCAGAAGCUCUUUCCAAAUCUGGACCCAAAACAGCAGCUGCACAAACUCAGACUACGGUAAGACCAAAACAGCAGCUUAUGUACUUAGCAGAAGUUCUAGGGUUUCAAGUUCAUUUCCGAGACUUUCCUAAGGGUAAUAAAAUGGAAUACUUGUCACUGGUAUCACUAUCGACAAAUCCUCCCCAUGUCAGUCAUGGCUCUGGUCCUACCAUUGAUACCUCCCAUGACCAGGCUGCUCUUAGUGCACUGCGUUCACUUGCAGAACUUGGUUUAGAUUCAGUGACAGAAGGAGUAAAAGCUGAACAUGUAAACAUCUCUCCUGGUGAUGGGUAUGUUAAUAGUAACAUGUCAAACCUAUUCGUAAAUAGUAAUGACAGUUUAAGUGUAAGCACUAUGGGAUCAUCAAAAUGUGUGAAAUGGCAACAGAAAGACUUUCAAUAUAGGAGGCAUAUUUCAAACGUCCAGGGCACUGCACCCAAGCUGGCAUGCUCCCCGACAAGCAAUGGCCUCGGCAGUAACGUCAAGCCGGGGGCUUCAGUUUCCGUUACUGUCAAGGGCGAACACUGAAGGAUAACAGGCCUAGCUCAGGAAUGGGCACCAUAGUGAACUUAAGUCUCAACACUCCCCACUCUGAGCCAGGCUUUGAAUCCAGAUGAUCACAUAUGAAGACAACAGCAUUUUGUGUUUUAUCCUAUUACAUAAGAAAUAUCUAAGGUGGUCUUCUUUCAGACGGUUUCAGUAAAAGAAAAUUCGUGUCUUGACUCAUCUUCCCGACUUGCUUUUACUAAAUAAGAAAUCUGAAAGAAGCUAUGAUUUACACUAAAACAAUAGUUUUACAUUUCUCUUGUUUUAAUUGUUCGUAAGAUGCUGUUAAUUGUUACAGUAUAAGAAAGGAUGCAUUUGUUGUUUUUAUGAGGAAAUUCGUAAGUCACUAAUAAGAGAAUCAUUUAUGUGAGGCAACUGCAGUGUUACCUAGGGUAAUUUAUGGAAGUUAAAAAUUGUAAAAUGUGUGAUCACCUCUUUAUUAUUGCGAAGUCGUUUUUGGAUUUUCCCGUAUAUGUAUUGACUGUGCUACAAACUUUUUCCUAACUGUAGCGAAUGGUCCGUAGAAACUCGUUGAUGCAAUGUACAUUGUGUGAUGUACACACAGUUCCUUUUAAAUGUAGUAAUAUUUAUGUUAAAGAAAAAUGGAUAUUAUAUGAAUAAAUCUUUGCCUUAGAUCUAAAAUUCUUAACAUAAAUAUUAAUUCUAAUUCCAGAGAUAGAAGCAGAACUUAAGAAAAAUAGGAAGGAUUUAAUCCUAUUGCAUGUUACUGUUCAUUAUAAAUUGUGUAUGUUAUACAAGGAAGUACACCAUGGGCAUAUAAUUAUGAUAUUUCUGUGUAUCACGACGUAUGUAAAUAUUCAGGAAAGUUGUCACUCUCUAGGCUUGACUUUAUUGUUAAUAACAUUUAGAUAAGUUAUUUAUAGUGUAGUCAGAUCAUUUAUGAAAAUACCAACCUGUUUUGUUUUCAUGUAACAAUUUAUCAUGUUUUUUCUACUGUGAUGAAUGUAGAGAUGAUAUGGUUAUCUAGUACAACAUUUAUUCAUGUUCUUAAUGUGUUGCAUGACAGUCUUUAUUGAGUGACGUGUUUGCUAGAUGUAGACAAUGUAGGUAGUCAUUAAUACCUGAUGAAAAACAUCACAUCUUAUGAUACUACUUACUUGUUCUGAUAAUUUUAUUUGUAAUGUAUAACUGUUUUCUUGUGACAGCAUGUACGAGUAACAUGAAUAGUAUCAAUGCCUUUAAUGAAGAUUUUCUGGUUGAUCUAUCAUUGGAACUAGUAAUGCUUAAUGAAGUUUAUAAAAAAAAAAGUCUUGGUUUGUUGAAUUGAAAAAGUGUUUUUAUCGAGCUGUACUUAUUUUAACGUAACUGAAAAAUUAAGCAAAUAAUUACAAAUCAUGCAUUUUAUGGACAUGAUACAAGAGAAAUCUAAGAACUUGUAAUCUUGAUGUUAAGUUUUGUUUACAUGACGUGUGAUGUUACCUUUAGGAGUAAAUGUAUGUCUAGUAGCCAUUCAUUUUGUUUUUUAACUAAGGGAUAAACUUGGUACGUGGUAAAUUGUACAUGAACAAUAGAAUUGUGGAUGUGCUAAAGUGAAGUAGAAAGAGGUAAGUAUGGGUUUUUUCAGGCCAGAUUCAAGAUAAGUCUGUGCGUAGCGUACCUCCAUACGCAGAUAUGACAACUUGCCUGUGUACUUCCUUGUUGUUGUCUUCAUGUCUUAUCAUUCAUUUACCUUAACAAUAAAAAAAAUAAACCAGAA